This is a messenger RNA of Mytilus trossulus (common blue mussel), 772 nucleotides long. Its product is annotated as protein PBDC1-like. The transcript is spliced from 6 exons. Gene Ontology annotation, cellular component: cytoplasm. The record is from RefSeq and is a predicted model, not a curated record. Lineage: Eukaryota; Metazoa; Mollusca; Bivalvia; Mytilida; Mytilidae. Bases 70 to 561 code for a protein of 163 amino acids.
GUUGCGCUUUAUAGGUAGAGAAAAUAUACUAUAUCAAUCUACAUUGAACUUUUUUAGCAGACAGGAAGCAUGGCAUUUGAUUUAGGAGGUUUGAAUGCAAAUCAGCUUCAGUCAGCAUCAAGUGUUUUAUCUUCAGAUGCCUCUAAAUAUGAGAACAGGGAAGAACUUGAAUUUGAAUGGGCUAAAAAAGCUUAUCACCAUGCAGAAACUUAUUUUAAUUUGAUUAGCUCUGUGAAUCCAGCAAUACUGAAACUAACAAAGAUAGACACAGACAUUUACUCACAUUUCCGUGAUGAGUUCCCAGAUUUUAAAAUAGAUGUUAUUGAUGUUGAGCAAAUGAAAUCAGCAGAAGGAAAAGAGAAAUGGCGCUCAUUCUGUGAGUUUUACAAAGAGAAGGUUGAAGAUUAUAACAUGGGAUCAUUACUAAGAACUGAUUGUACACAAGAUUAUUCAGAAGAAAAUUCAUUUUUAGUUGUGAGGAUACAGUUUUUAGCAGUUGAAAUAGCCAGAAAUCGUGAAGGACUUAACUCCAAUUUAAGAUUUAAGAAAGACACUUCAUGACACAGCUUAUCAUUGUGAGGACUAUGUGUAACAAGGACAGAUUCUUUGAUCGACCUAAAACUUCUGUCAGUUGAAGCUACUUGUGUUUCAGAACUGAUCAAAUACUAUAAAAUAGUUGUCUGUAUAAAUCAUACAAAUUACUUUUAUUUUAUAAAAUUAGAAAAACAUUCAAACUACUUGAUUGAAACUUUAUAAAAGUGUACAGUCAUGA